AACACCAAGCUGUGCAGACCGACAUGUUGGCCUGGUCUGUAGAAGGACGAGGCAUGGACUGUAAGGUAUGCUUUAUCACAUAAGGAACGUAGAAAGAAACUAUGAUAAAACGCCGAAAACGCAACAUUGUAACCUGCCUCGUAGUUGCUGCGUUGUUCUAUACUUGCCGGCAGCUGAGGAGGCAGGGAGGAAGUACAGAACCCUCCGUCAACGAUGUCGUCAGUGAAAUGGCCCAGACUCGGAAUCAUUCCGCCAUGGUUUCCGGGGGUUCUUGCUCCCGGGUCAGUCCGACACCAGAGCUCGACAAACAAGCAAUGGAGACAUUCAAGGUCCAUGACUUACUUAGAAUGAAGAAGCACGACUUCUUGGCGGACUACAGGAACCCAUGCUGGCGGAAUCCCAACACCGGCAGGCUGAAAUGUCUGCCAUAUUUCUAUCUUGCGGGGUUUGCAAAAUGUGGUACGACGUUUGCCUUUCGAACUAUAUUCAGUCAUCCAGAUACAGCGAUGCCGGAAGUCAAAGAAUCUCAUUGGUUAUCAAAAACAAGGUUUAAAAGUCAGUCCAACUUUCUAGAUUAUCUUGAGGUGUUCGCUCCUGCUGCCAAAAAGAUGGAGGCGAAUUUGCGACCGCACCCUCUCACUGGGAAGCCGUUCCACCACCUCAUCACAGGUGACGGGUCGGCCUCUACAGUAUGGCGGAAUCACUUCUGGGACUACCUGCCAGGGAACUACUACUGCCCCGAACCACGUGUCGUCACCCCGCAUUAUGUUCACCACCUCAACCCCUCGGCCAGAGUCAUCAUCAUGACCAGAGACCCGGCAGAGAGGAUGAUAUCUGCGUACAACAACUUCGACCCCGGUACAGGGUCGCCCGAACACUUCCACGAAUGUAUGGCGAACCAGACCCGGGUGUACAGCGACUGUUUCUCCAGGUCCUCAUACAGAGCAUGCGUCUUCAAUGAAACACUUAGGAUAGCCACAUCUAAAGGACAUCACUGUCAGGUGGUGGCCGGCCUGUUCCACGUGUUCAUCAGUGAUUGGCUGGCUGUGUUCCCACGUGAUCAGAUCCUUAUUAUCAAAAUGGAGGAUAUGCGAGAUGAUUUUUACAACGUUUUCGCAAAGAUAUUCCAAUUUCUUGGUCUAAGUCCUUUAUCAAGAUCAGUGAUGGACCAACUGGAGAAUGAGGCAAAGUCAAAGUCAAGAACCAAACGCGUACACAUGAUGGACAAGACGCGCCAACUGCUGAAUGACUUCUACAAGCCCCACAACAUUCAGCUGACCAAAUUAAUAGAUGAUAGCAAACGUCCACGUGUGUGAUGAAGGUGAACCAAGAGCUGCCAGAUGACUCUUGUGUGCAAAUCUUCUUGUGAACCAGCAUCAAAAGGUCAUGUGAUGUUUCGGGGUGAGUGAAAGGGACAGUUCCUUUUUAGCUCACCAAGAGCUCAUGCUACCAGACGAU
This is a messenger RNA of Haliotis rufescens (red abalone), 1458 nucleotides long. Its product is annotated as carbohydrate sulfotransferase 15-like. Bases 102 to 1316 code for a protein of 404 amino acids. The transcript has 9 exons. Lineage: Eukaryota; Metazoa; Mollusca; Gastropoda; Lepetellida; Haliotidae. Gene Ontology annotation, molecular function: N-acetylgalactosamine 4-sulfate 6-O-sulfotransferase activity. Gene Ontology annotation, biological process: hexose biosynthetic process. The record is from RefSeq and is a predicted model, not a curated record.